This is a messenger RNA of Letharia columbiana, 1293 nucleotides long. RefSeq lists its product as uncharacterized. The transcript has a single exon. Gene Ontology annotation, molecular function: FAD binding. Bases 1 to 1293 code for a protein of 430 amino acids. The record is from RefSeq and is a predicted model, not a curated record. NCBI's taxonomy places the organism in Eukaryota, Fungi, Ascomycota, Lecanoromycetes, Lecanorales, Parmeliaceae.
AUGACUCCAAUAACAACACAACAACCAAUCCUCAUCCUCGGUGCCGGCAUCUCCGGUCUAGCUCUGGCUCAAGGUCUCCUCAAAUCCAACAUUCCCUUCCGUAUCUACGAACGCGACACCCACUUCAAUCUCCGUGCCCAGGGUUACCGCGUCCGUAUCAUCGGCCCUGGGAUAGAAGCCCUGCAGUCCGUUCUCUCAUCUAAGCUGUACCAGCGUCUUGAGGCUAGUUGCGCGACUAACGCUCUCGGGGGCAGUGGCCCGAGUGCAAGGCUUAACGCAUUGAGUGCCGAGGAAUUGGAAAGCUUCUUUGGCAAAGCAGGGCCGCCUGGUAUGGGUGGGCAGCCCGGACCAGGUGGGCCUGGCAAGAGUGGGCCUGGCAUGAGCAUGGGGCAGAAGCCCGAGGGGAGCCCUGAGCCGUUGAAUGCGGAUCGAAUGGUCUUGAGGAGUGUGUUAAUGCGCGGCCUUGAAGAACAUGUCGAAUUCGGCAAAGAGUUCUCUGCGUAUGAGAUCACGCCAUCUGGUGUGGUUCUUCAUUUCAGCGACGCCAGUGAAGCACAAGGUUCUCUGCUGGUCGGUGCCGACGGUGCAAGCUCGAGAGUUCGAAAGCAGUUUGUCCCUCAGCUUAGCCUCAUGGAUACGGAAGGCAGAUUCUUCUACGGCAAAUCGACCCUCACGCCUGAGCUGGAAGAGAAGUUCAAUGAGAGGUGUUUGAAGGGUAUGGCAGUCAUCCAGGAUCGCACAGGCGAUGUGCCAGUCACUCUCCUCCUGGAGCCUGUGCGCUUCAAAGAUAACGAAUUUCGGAAAGAGCUGCCCAAAGAUUACGUCUACUGGGUCCUGCUCGCCAGAAAAGGCGUCCAUGGCAUGACCGAUGCAGAGCUGCUAGGCCUUACUAACAACGAAUCAGCAGAGCUAGCAAAAAAACUGACGUCCCACUGGCACCCUUCCUUUCACGCCCUCUUAGACCAACAAGACUCGGCGCAAACGUCCCUUCUCCGCAUCAUCUCCGCUUCCCCCAACAUUCCCAUUUGGGAACCCUCGAGCCGCAUCACGCUCAUCGGAGACGCAGCGCACGUCAUGUCGCCCACUGCCGGCAUUGGCGCUACGUGUGCCCUGAGGGAUGCGGCGAUGUUGGCGGAGGUGCUGAGGGAUGAGGGCAUCACCAAGGAGGCCGUCGGGAGGUAUGAGGAAUUCAUGAGACAGAAUGCCCAAGAGGGCAUUUCCAGGAGUGCGAUGGGUGGGAAGCAUAUGUUCGGUAUGAGGCCUUUUGAGGAGUUGGCCAAGGUGACUGUGUAG